CGGAUACGUUCAAAUGUGGCCCAAUCCGUUCGAUGCGGAAUGCUCGAGGGUAACAAUUUAAAAGGCGCACUCACACGCACGCACACAUACAAACAAGCAAGUGCCGUGUCUCGUAAAAGGUGCUCGUGAAUUUUGUGCACGAGGAAUUUUGUGAAAGCAAUAGAAACUAGACGGCGUGUCGCAGACAAAUCUAAGAAACUAACUAGAAACAGUUGCUAAACCGCACGAUUGGCUGAUCCAUUAAACCGAAAGAGCUGUUCAGCUACAGCUGAAUAAAAAGAAACAGCAUCAUAAUAACAAUAAAAAAACAACAUGGAAUAUUGAAUGAAAUCCAUUUCGUAUACAUACAUUAGUAGCCGCACAUCUUCACUUGCUAUUUGGUCGUGUAAAUGCCAGCCGUUGAAUGUGAGGCUGGGCUCAGGACCUGACACAAUGAGAGCGUGUUGCAAGCGUUGUUCCAAAAAGUCAAUAAGUAUGAGUAGGCAGAACGGCCUCACAAGCGACAAGUUCCAUUAAAGCGCAGAGCAAGCUAGAUGAUGCAUUCAGAGACGACAAUGACGAGGACGAUGAGAAGGACGAACACUGCCAUUGCCGUCGCCACAUUCGGGCUUAUUUGCCAGAGGCAACAGCCAGAACGCCAGCGACAACAUAUCAAUCAAGGGAAGGGGCGGGGGCUGAACGUAAAAACGACUUCAUUUGAAUCGCCCUCAUGGUGUUUUGGCAUUUGUCUACUCCUGGCCAGUUGCUGCCUGGUCCGGAGCUCAUAUCUGGAGCCGGACGAGCUAAUACAUGAGUUGGACCGACCAGUGCCGUUAACAUCGGUGCAAGGUGUCCUGGGCAGACAGGCGAUGCUGCCAUGCGACAUCACGCCCCUGGAGCGGGACGAUGCAGUAUACAUGGUGCUUUGGUUUCGCGAAGGCGAUGGCGAGCCCAUCUACAACUUCGAUGUGCGUGGACGUCAAUUUGGCCAGGCCCGUCUUUGGUCAUCGCCAUUGGCGUUUGGAACACGUGCCCAUUUCAGCAGCACUUCCCAUCCUGCACAACUCAAAAUAGACAAUAUUCGCAUUGAGGACGAGGGCGUCUAUCGAUGUCGGGUCGACUUUCGCAACUCGCCCACACGAAACCUCAAGAUCAAUCUCACAGUUAUUGUGCCACCCGAUCGACCCAUUAUUUAUGGACCCAAUCGGCACGAUAAGGCAAGCAAUGUGGAAUCAUUCAAUGAAGGCAAUGACAUUGUGCUCGCCUGCGAAGUUUCAGGCGGUCGCCCACGUCCAAAUGUCACCUGGUACUUGGACAACACUGUGAUUGAUGAAUCGUUUGAUCAACGUGCCGAUGGCAAGACCGUCAACCAUUUAUCCUAUCCAAACAUCGGUCGACAGCACUUGAACGCGCGACUUGUUUGUGUGGCCAGCAACACAAAUUUGACACCGCCGAAUAAUAAAGUGGUUAUACUUGAUGUCAACUUGAAACCGAUUGCAGUGCACAUCCUCACAAAGGAUCGCUUCGUGUCCGCGGACCGCUCCUACGAUGUCGAAUGCAAAAGCUCGGGCUCGAAGCCCCCGGCGCUGAUUACUUGGUGGAAGGGCAAUAAGCAGCUAAAGAAACUGACGAAGAAUUUUAAUGAACCCGAUAAUCAAUCUCUAAGUAUACUGACGUUUACGCCCAGUCGCGAGGACGAUGGAAAAUAUUUAACAUGUCGGGCCGAGAAUCAAUUCAUCGAGGGCAGCGCCAUCGAGGACAAAUGGCGCCUCAUUGUCCACUACCAACCCACCACAGUGCUGAAAAUGGGCUCGUCCUUGAAUCCCGACGAUAUCAAAGAGGGCGACGAUGCGUACUUUGAAUGUGUCGUCCAAUCGAAUCCAAAGCCCUACAAGAUGUCCUGGUAUCACAAUGGCAAGGAGUUGCAGCAUAACAUUUCAGCUGGUGUUAUUCUAUCGGAUCAAUCGUUGGUCCUGCAAAGCGUCUCUCGUGCCUCGGCCGGCGACUACACCUGCCAGGCAGUUAACUCAGAGGGCAGAGGUCCCAGCAAUCCGGUCACAUUGCGCAUACGUUAUGCUCCCAUCUGUGCAACCGAACACGAAGAGCUCCUGGGCGCAUUGAAGCACGAGACACUCGCAUUGAAAUGUGAAGUGGACGCCUCCCCGCCGGCCGACUCCUUCCAUUGGACAUUCAACUCAUCUGGCGAGCAAACCGAGCUGCCCGCCCGAUUACACUCAACUGAAACGGGAAUGUCGCGGCUCAAUUAUACACCGAGCACGGACCUAGACUAUGGCACCAUAUCGUGUUGGGGCAAGAAUUCGAUUGGGCUGCAAAAGAGUCCUUGUGUCUUUCAAAUUGUGGCUGCAGGUCGGCCGUUUCCGCUUCAAAACUGUACAGUGACCAAUCAAUCAGUGGACUCGCUGCAAGUCGAGUGCAUUGAGGGUUUCGAUGGUGGCCUACCCCAGAGCUUUAUGCUGGAGCUGGUCGAGUUAAAUAAUCUUCGCUUGGCCAGAAAUCUAACGGUUUCGCACACACCUGUCAGCUUUGUCAUUGAAAACCUGGACCAAGCGGCCACUUACCGGAUGAUCAUAUUUGCUGUCAAUGCCAAGGGUCGCUCCGAGCCCAUCAUUAUAGACGAUAUCAACUUCAAGGGUGUGGCCAAGUUUACAGGUGCUUCUACGGGUCUGUCGAUGCCACUAUCGCCGUUUCUGGCCGGACUGACUCUGUUUUGUGGACUGCUCUUCGCCAUAUCAUGCAUUAUACUCGCAGCCAUUUACAGAAGGUUUUCAAAUAGACGCAACGAUAAUAAUCUUAAGGCCGUCAAGCACACGCAGCUCUCAAUACCAGCUGACUGCCAGCUGGACCCCCUGCACCCGAGUAGCCACCACGAUCAGAAUAAUCACCAGCCCCACCACAGUCUGCUUCCCAUAAAUUGUGAUAAUAGAAAUGCUGUCGACUGCGGCAACUUGGGGGAGGCGGGCAUCGAUGGCGGCACGAGAACCUCGCCCAUUGGCCUCGCCGUGAGCAGCGACACACUUCGUUCGACGGCUCGCAGUCGACACAGUCCACAGCUGCUCGGCGAUCAGGCUGAGGUGGAUGACACAGAUCCCGAUGUCAUACCAAACCAGUACGAAAAACGUCCGCUGAAGUCGCUAGUGGCGUCUCCGCUCUUUUCCAGUCCAUCGACGCGUCUCAUGCAGCGCGAAUAUCUCGCCAGCCAUGACAUGGAGCAUGGAAAAUCCAAUGGAGACAAUGUAGGGGCGGGUGUGAGCUCCAAUUCAGCGCAAUGCAUGAGUUCCAUGGGCUCCAUGAACCUGGCUGUGCCGGAGGGCCUGCCUAGCAUUGGCCUGAUGAGCAACUCUGGGAACGAAGUUCUCCAUUACACUUUCCGCCCAAGCAAACAAAUUAGCUAUGCGACUCUUAAUAAGAAAGGCAUCACAACCUGUAGCCCGCCGCUCGGUUCGAUGACCUAUAGUGUAAGUACAUCAACGCCCUCAUCUUCAUAUCAUCUAACACCGCAGCCCAUGGAGGUCAGUUUGCUCAGCCCGAAUAAUCCAUCGGUGACGUCAUCGCUAAGCGAGUACCGUUUUCGACCGGAGGUCGUCACCACUUCGAAUCGCAUUCAGGAAAGUUGUAUAUAAACGCAUCCGCAUAUAAUAUGAGUAUGCUGAGAUAAGUCCCCAGCGUGCAUAUGGAUAUACUUAAAUGCAUAUGUAUGUCUGACAAUGAGUGUACAAAGAUGUGUAUUAAUACAUGAACGUAUAUUGUAUCGUGUCGUAUCGAAUAAUAUCCUAAACACUAGAUAUACAUACUACUACAUACUAUAUACAUAUUUAUUCGCAUGGUU
Molecule: messenger RNA, 3826 nt
Organism: Scaptodrosophila lebanonensis
Lineage: Eukaryota; Metazoa; Arthropoda; Insecta; Diptera; Drosophilidae
Product: protein turtle homolog A
Exons: 18
Coding region: 534-3620 (1028 amino acids)
Molecular function (GO): protein binding
Source: RefSeq, a predicted model, not a curated record